AGAAGCGGCGCAGGAGUCGGAACGAUUUUAUGCGAGGGGGAGUCCUACACGGAGCUUCUAAAGGCGCGUACUGAAAGCGCCUGCGUUCGCCCUUGAAUCGCCGUCCCCGUCGGUAUCCAAGAGACGGUGCGAAGAUGGGGCUGUUGCCGCCCGAGGCGAAGGCUCUACCGCCGCCGGGGAUCGUCAACCGGAACAGCGUCUGGCUGGGCCUCAUCGGCUGGACCGCUUCGUUGAUGCAGAAUGGCCUCAACCGGCGGCCGGCCUUCGGAUCCGGUGUGCACCGACAGCUUCUUUUUGUAACUGUUGGAUGGUUUAUUGGAUAUCACCUUAGAAAGAUAGAAAACUACAAGAAUGCCAAAAGGGAUCGAGAAAUGAUGGACUAUAUUCGGCGUCAUCCAAUUGACUUUCCUGAAAAAGAAAAAAAGACACUUGCUGAGAUUCUGGAGGAUUUCCAUCCAAUUCGCUGAAUUGACCAAUUGUAAUACUUGCCUGACUGGCCAUGUUGGCAUUCGUACUCAAGCUGUGAGCUCAUGGUCCUUUUCAUUGUAAAUUGCUGUGUAAUAAAUUAUAUGAAACUA
Molecule: messenger RNA, 578 nt
Organism: Mobula hypostoma (lesser devil ray)
Lineage: Eukaryota; Metazoa; Chordata; Chondrichthyes; Myliobatiformes; Myliobatidae
Gene: ndufc2
Product: NADH:ubiquinone oxidoreductase subunit C2
Exons: 3
Coding region: 135-467 (110 amino acids)
Biological process (GO): mitochondrial electron transport, NADH to ubiquinone
Cellular component (GO): mitochondrial inner membrane
Source: RefSeq, a predicted model, not a curated record